GUUCGCGGCCCGGUCUGGAGAGUAGGGGAGUUCCGUUUGGCCCACCUGGACUGAGGUCUCCAACAUGCCAGCCAAACGCUUGAACAAGAGAAAUUCUCCAACAGAAAAUGUCACGACUGAAAGCAAAAAAGUAAAAGUCUUCCACAGGUCUCACCGAACAGAAGCAGGCUUGGUGCUGACCCUGGGCCAGGGGGAUGUGGGCCAGCUGGGCCUUGGCGAAGAAGUGAUAGAGCGGAAGCGGCCUGCCCUGGUUCCCAUGCCUGAAGGCAUCGUGCAGGCUGAGGCUGGAGGGAUGCAUACUGUGUGUCUGGGCAAGAGUGGUCAAGUCUACACCUUUGGCUGCAACGAUGAGGGUGCCCUUGGGAGGGACACCAGUGUAGAAGGCUCAGAAACUCUCCCGGGGAGAGUGGAUCUGUCAGAGAAGGUGGUGCAGGUUUCAGCAGGAGACAGCCACACCGCUGCACUCACUGAGGAUGGUCGAGUUUUCCUCUGGGGCUCCUUCCGGGACAAUAAUGGAGUCAUUGGCCUCCUGGAACCCAUGAAGAAAAGCAUGGUCCCUGUACAAGUCCAGCUUGAGGCACCUGUGAUAAAGGUGGCAUCAGGCAAUGACCAUCUGGUGAUGCUGACAGUAGAUGGCAACCUGUACACAUCAGGCUGUGGGGAGCAGGGCCAGCUGGGCCGGGUACCUGAGUUCUUUGCCAACCGUGGGGGCCGGAAAGGACUUGAGAGACUGCUGAUCCCCCAGUGUGUGCUCCUGAAGUCUAAAGGCCAGCGGGGCUCUGUCCUCUUCCAGGAUGCCUUCUGUGGUGCCUAUUUCACCUUUGCUGUCAGCCGUGAGGGCCAUGUUUAUGGCUUUGGCCUCUCUAAUUAUCAUCAGCUUGGUAUUCCAAGCACAGAGCCUUGCUUUGCUCCCCAGAGCCUGACAUCAUUCAAGAACUCCACAAAGUCCUGGGUGGGCUUCUCUGGAGGGCAACAUCACACAGUUUGUCUGGACUCAGAAGGUAAAGUGUACAGCCUGGGCAGGGCUGAGUAUGGGCGCCUGGGACUUGGGGUAGGAGUCGAGGAGAAGAGCAGUCCAACACUCAUUCAAAAGAUGCCUGUCAUCUCAUCAGUGGCCUGCGGUGCCUCGGUUGGCUAUGCCGUAGCCAAGGAUGGCCGUGCGUUUGCCUGGGGCAUGGGUACCAACUACCAGCUGGCCACAGGAGACGAUGAGGAUGCCUGGAGCCCAGUGGUGAUGGCAGGCAAACAGCUGGAGAACCGGGUGGUUCUCUCAGUGUCCAGUGGGGGGCAGCACACAGUCUUACUGGUCAGAAACAAGGAGCAGAGUUGAUGAAACCCUUAAUGAAACUGUCUGUUUUCCCUCCCCUCCUCUCCAUGGGAAAGAUAUGAUUCCUUCAGUUGUCAGCAGAAAACCUCCAUCUGCAAACCUCUACCUGCCCCCUCCUGCAGCAGAAAUUGAAUCUUGGCUCCUCUAGAGAAUCAUCUUGGAAACAUCUGGAUGAAGGGAUUGCAUUGAAAUAUGCAAGGGAUGAAUGAUUGAAUGGGUUUUUCCCACCCCAGAGCUGCUGCUCUAUUGUCUGUCUGAUCCUCAUCCACCUUCAAGCCCCCUCAUCCUCGCCUUCCUCUGGCUCUGGGUUGAUGCUUAUUGGACGAAUGUGGUUGGAGCCUUCAUAGGCCCUGUCUCCCACAUUGCCUUUCCCCCUUUAAAGUCAUCUGAACAUUCACUGAACAGCUGGCUUUGUUCCCCUACUCUUCAAUCCUCAGUAUCCACUAUCUCCCUGGCCCUUCCCCAUCCAUCUGGUGCUGUAAGUUAAGGAUGAGGCAUACCCACUUCCCAGAAGGGAACUGGGUUGAUGUUGUUCCCCAGAACUUCAAACAGGUUUCUCAGCCCAGCUCCCCUAGGAAGAGGUCUGGCCAGGACAAGGAAGAAACUACAGGGGUGGAGGGCUGGGCUCAGGAUGCAGACCUAGCCACUCCCCUCUGGCUCACAGCUUCCUCCAGGACAGUGAGUUUCCAGGCCACGGAGGCAAAGACAAGGCAGACCCAACUGACCAAGAAUUGAGCGGCAGUUCCCACAACCCAGCAUGGCCUAAGCAACUCUCUUCCACUGUCUGCCACAGACUAGUCUGACAUCUUGCAGCCAAAUUCCAAACACUGUGAAUGGCAAUCGUGUUUUUCUGGGAAGGAAAAUUACCUUUUUUUAUAAACUAAUUUAUAAAAAUAUGAAAAUGUAAGGAGGUGGGGGGAGGGUUCCUUGAGGAAGGGAACAUUCAUUUGUACAAUAGCUCAGAAAAUAGUUUGAUUUUUUUUUUAAGUGUUUAGAGUAUUUUGGUCAGGGAGAGUAAGAUCUUUUAAUUAACACUUUGAAUAAAUUUUGAGGGUUGGGUUUUGUUUUUUUUAAGGAAUGGAUCUGUUCUCUUCUUUGCUCCAUAUGGGGGUGAAGUUCUCAGUGAGAGCAGAGGGAAGGGAGGGUUCUGUGUCCCUAGAAAUCCUGGAAUAUAAGAGGAUCAAUCCUCUGAGUCCUUUGGCCUCGGAUGACCUUUGCAGACAAUCCUAGGAUUGGUAUUCCUUAAAAAAUGAAUCCUCCAUGAAGUGAAUUCUAUCUAAGGGCCCCGU
Molecule: messenger RNA, 2616 nt
Organism: Gracilinanus agilis (Agile Gracile Mouse Opossum)
Lineage: Eukaryota; Metazoa; Chordata; Mammalia; Didelphimorphia; Didelphidae
Gene: RCC1
Product: regulator of chromosome condensation 1
Exons: 10
Coding region: 65-1330 (421 amino acids)
Cellular component (GO): cytoplasm
Molecular function (GO): guanyl-nucleotide exchange factor activity
Source: RefSeq, a predicted model, not a curated record